Messenger RNA from Priapulus caudatus, 11378 nucleotides. RefSeq names its product neural-cadherin-like. Gene Ontology annotation, molecular function: cadherin binding; calcium ion binding. Bases 154 to 7728 code for a protein of 2524 amino acids. The transcript is spliced from 35 exons. The record is from RefSeq and is a predicted model, not a curated record. Gene Ontology annotation, cellular component: catenin complex; plasma membrane. Lineage: Eukaryota; Metazoa; Priapulida; Priapulimorpha; Priapulimorphida; Priapulidae. Gene Ontology annotation, biological process: homophilic cell-cell adhesion.
AAAGUGGCGGUACGGUCGCCAAAUCCGUAUUCUUUUUCUGUUAUCGUCUCAUCGUCAAAAAUGAAGAAACUUCGGCAUCAUUUAACCAGUUAACGACGUUAACACAACUGCGUUUAGGAAGAGUUGGGGAAGGCCAGGGGUGACACCGUUGCCAUGGCAGAGAACGGAGUGCCGCCGCCAAGGGCGGCACUGGGAAUGGCCGUUGCGGUGCUUCUCAUGUUACUAGGUUGUGUACGGGCCACUCUCUCUCCCAGAAUAGUAGUGGUGCCACAUGAUGCUCAACCUGGGACAUUGGUUCACAAACUCCAUCUAUGUGGCGUAAAAUUAAAGGAUGCAAGCUUCUCCGAGUACUUCUCCCUCAUGCACGACGGGAGCUUGAUAACGGUAGGAAACAUAUCCAGCAAAAUCGACAAACCAGUGACUUUAGAGGUAUACGACAAUCUACUCCCCGACGUGCAUCUAGAGACGUUACAGCUAAGGGUGCUCAAUACUCGUGGACUCCUGCGCUUUCCCUCUGACUAUGCCGGAAGAGUGCAGGAGAACUCGGCAGUGGGCACCCCGGUAACCGGCUUGGAGUUUGUCAACGCCGAAGCGAAAGAGCAGCACAGCAAAGUCGCCUACGAAAUCGUCUCCGGAAACACCAACAAGGUAUUCGCGCUGAAGAAGGCAAAGCGAGCGGGAAAUACGGGCGUGGCGGUGGUCGUCGCCGGCGGCGUCGAUCGCGAAACCGUCGCCCGUCACAACCUCACCAUCCAGGCACUGUAUGCAGACGGCAGCGACCACACAAAGACCGUUGCAACGGUGACCGUUGGCGACGUCAACGACAAUGCGCCGCGAUUCGCGCUACCACUCCACUCCGUCUCGCUGUCGACCGACGUUGCGUCGAUGACGCGGGUUGUGCGAGUCGUCGCGACAGAUGCCGACGAGGCCCAGCGUCUCACGUACUCGAUGUGGCCCGACGACCCAUUCUUCUUUGUCGCACCUCUCACGGGCGAGAUUUUCGUCGCGUGCGGCGUCGACGAGGGCGACUACAACCUGACGGUGUACGCGACCGACGACGGCGCACCGCCGCUGACGUCGUCGCCGCCGACGACGGUCGCCGUCGCUGUGCGCCGGCCGCACGCACACGUGCAGCGCGUGAUGGACAUCGUCAACACGGAGCCGGAGCGAGCGCGCGUGCGGCGUCGCGCGGGCCGUACGUUCGACGUUCCCGAGAACAAGACAGGCGUGAUCGGCACGCUGCAGCGCUGGGAGGAGGGCGAGCGAUUCCAGCUGGAGGAGGAGGACGAGUUUGUCACCGUAGAUCCGAACACUGGCGACAUCAGUCUGAAGUUCGGCAAGCAGUUUGACUACGAGGAGCAGACGGUGCACACGUUCAACGUGAUCAUCACCGGUGGAGUGUCCGACACGCAGAAGGUUGUCAUCAACGUUCUGGACGUCAACGACGAGAGACCUGAGUUUGUCAACAAGCCACGCCCAUUCCAGACUGUCGUUUCCCCGAAUGCUCCACAGGGGGAGCUGGUGUACGUUCUAGACGCGAGAGACAAAGACAAGGAUGCUGAUAUCAUUUACAAGAUCGAGCUGGACCUUAGUGGCGAGAAGGCGUUUGAGGUUGACGAGCGUACGGGCAUGGUGCGCACGCAGCGCGACGGCCCCUUCCAGGUCGGCCGCGACUACGUGCUGCGCGUGCGCGCGCUCGACAAGAACGGCAUCCCCGGCACGCAAGAGUCGGCGAUGGAGACGCUGUCGAUCGUCGUCGGCAACCGGCCGCCGCAGUUCUACGAGGUCGACUACGAGGCGCCCGUCAACGAGGAGGAGAAGUCCGACGUGAGGGUGGUGCGAGUGCAGGCGAAGUCGUUCUCGAACAAACCGAUCAAGUACAAGGUGACGACGGAGGUCGGGCAGCCGUCGGACGCGUUCGCCGUGCGGCAGCCGGAGUCCGGCUGGGUGUUCCUGCUCAAGCGACUCGACUACGACGACUUCAGCCAGCCGAAGACCUACCGGCUGCAGGUGCACGCCGAGGAGGAGGGCAGCGGCGGUCUUUCUUCCAGCACCCUGCUGACGGUGAAGGUCGUGGACGUGAACGACAACCCGCCCGUCUUCAACCUUCCCGAGUACGUCAAGGAGAACAUCGAUGAGAACCUUCCCGCCGGAAGCAUGAUCCUCGCUGUCACCGCGACGGACGCCGACAGCUACCAGAACGGCAAGAUCACGUACGAGCUGUCGGACACGCAGAACUUCACGAUCCGCAACGAGGACGGAGCGAUCCUCAGCAAGCGCAAGCUCGACUACGAGAUCCCCGGCCACAAGUACGAGUUCCAGGUGAUGGCGAGCGACAGCGGCACGCCGUCCAAGUCAUCGCCGGCCGUCGUGCGCAUCUUCAUGAAGAAUCAGAAUGACGAGGCACCGAGGUUCUCUCAGAGCGUCUACAUCACGAACGUCGCCGAGGACGCGAAGCCCGGCGCGCUCGUCACGACGCUGAACGCCGUCGACCCGGACGGUGACAAGGUCACCUACCAGUUCAAGGAUGGCCAGCUGGAGUCGCGCGAGUUCAAGAUCGACCCGCAGACGGGCGUGCUGCGGCUGAAGGACUCGGACGUGUCGCUCAGCGAGCCCUACUACACGCUCAACGUCACGGCGAAGGACGACGGCUCGUGCUGCGCGGGCGACUCGCCCGAGCACUUCUCCGAGGCGCUCGUCACCGUGCGCGUCAUCGACGUCAACAACAACAAGCCCGUCUUCCCCAACUGCACACUCUACCGGCCGAAGGUGCCCGAGAACUCGCCCGCGGGAACGUUCGUGCUGCAGGUGACGGCGACGGACGACGACACGGGCGACAACGGCCGCGUGCGAUACAAGAUCGAGUCGCGCGACACGGUGGCGCAGGAGCCGUUCCGCAUCGACGAGGACACGGGCAUCAUCACGACGCGCAUCCCGUUCGACCGCGAGGAGAAGAACCAUCGACAGAUCACCGUGACGGCGACGGACAGGGCGCCGCGACAGCUCAUCGGCGUCUGCACGUUCGUCGUCGAUAUAACGGAUGACAAUGACAACGAGCCGAAGUUCUCGUCGACCGAAUACGACACGCCCGUGCCGGAGAGGUCAGAGGUCGGACGCAGCUUCCUCCGGGUCGCCGCGCAGGACGUGGACGUCGGGCAGAAUGCCGAGAUCGGCUACUCUCUCAUCGACACGUCCGGUUUCUUCAGCAUCAACCCGCAGACGGGCUGGAUCUACGUGAAGCGCCCGCUCACUCAGGUGAAGGAAGUGCAAGCGAUCGCCGUGGCGACGGAUAAAGGUGUGCCGGCGCGGUCGAGCAACGUGAAGAUACGCAUCGUCAUCACUGAUCGCACGGGGAGUAAUCCACCGCAGUGGGUGGGGGCACCCUAUCCACCGGUCUUCAUCUCAGAAAACAUCCCAGUUGGCAGUGAGGUGGCGACUAUCAAGGCUCGGUCAGACUACUUUGCAGAUCCCAGACUUCUGUACGACAUCGUGCCCGGAAGUACGAGAGAGAAGAACUCUGAGCAUCACUUCAUCAUGAGACCAGACUUCAAGGAUGAGAAUCAGGCUCACAUUGUCGUCAUUCGACCCCUGGACUACGAGAAAAUGGCUGUUUUUAACCUGACCAUCAGAGCAAAGAAUAAUGCACAGGUGCAGCUGUCCAACGUUACGUACCUCAUCAUCAACCUGCAGGAUGAGAAUGACAAUGCGCCGCAGUUCACGCUUGACCCGUACCCAGCCAGUGUGCCAGAAGACUCGCCCAUAGGUACCUCUGUCAUCCAGGUGAAAGCUGAAGACAUCGACAGCCUAGGACCCAAUAGUCACGUUAUCUAUGAAAUCAUGAGGGAUGGACCGACGGACGAGGGGAGAGCAUUUUCGAUUGACUCGGAAAGUGGUAUACUGAGAACGGCCGAAGAAUUUGACAGAGAAAAGAAGCAGUUGUACCUGAUUCGCGUGCUAGCAAAAGAUAGAGCCCCCUCCACGUGGCCAAACAGGCAGGGCAGUCCGAAUGAAGGUGGUGCUUACGUGCGUGUCAUGGUGGAGGAUGUGAACGAUAACGUGCCAUUCUUCAGUAAGAAACUCUUUGAGGCCGAGGUGAACGAGGAUGCACCGAAGGGCACUAUCGUCAUCGAGGUCACCGCAAAAGAUCGCGACGAAGUUACACACUUGAGGUACCAGCUCACAACUGGAAACAUAGGCGGUGUCUUUGAUGUCAACAACGAAACGGGCGAGAUAAGAGUGCAAGGAGAACUAGACUAUGAUGAAGGCAUACAGAUAUACAACCUGACGCUGGUGGCAUCCGACGGCAAGAACGAGAACGAAACGCUGAUCCGCAUCUACGUGCGGGACGUCAACGACAACCGUCCGAUCUUCCUCACGCCGCAGUACGAGGCCAACAUCCCCGAAGAGAUGAAAGAGGGCCUGCCGAAGAAGAUCCUCCAGAUUAGAUUAGAAACCUGCUGUCCUUGUUUAAUUGUGGUGCGACCUCCUAAUUCUCUUAUGCUGUCUUCGGCAGGCGGUGGCAAGAACAGAUACGGAGCAGCGCGUGUCAGAACCUUGAUGACCUUUGACCGCGAAGUCACGAAGCAGUUCAAGGUUCCAAUCGUCAUGGCUGAUAGCGGCAAUCCUCAGAUGACAGGAACGAACACGCUCACUAUCACCAUUGGCGACAAGAAUGACAAUCCCCACUACGCUGGCAUCAAGGACAUCUUUGUGUUCAACUACAAAAAUAACAUGCCAGAGACAGUCAUUGGGACAGUCUAUGCAGAGGAUAAGGAUGACUGGGACUUCAGCGACAAAGAGUUUACCUUUGCAGAAGGUGUUCCCACCUACUUCAAACUAGGAAACAAUUCGGGUGAUGUUAUCAUCAGGAACAACACACCAGCUGGGAAAUACUCGUUCAAGGUGAAUGUCUACGAUCGGGUGUUCAGCAAAAACGUAGUCUCUACUGUCAACGUCGAGGUGAAGGGCAUCUGGGACGACGCGGUUUUUAACUCAGGGUCUGUGCGAAUAACAGGCAUGACCGGUGAAGAAUUCAUAGCCGUGGACAAAGACGGAAACAGCAAGUAUGCACUAUUCCAGAAAGAGGUUGCCAAAGUAACUGGAGCUUUAGUGGAGAACGUGGAAGUGUUUAGCAUCAUGGAUCGACCGGAAACGAAGGGAAAACCACGUGAGGUCGACAUUCGUUUCGCUGCUCAUGGCUCCCCUUACUACAAGGCUGUGAAGCUAGAUGGAGCUGUCGAGGCCAACCUGAUUGAGGUGGAGCGUAACGUGGGCAUCAACAUCACGAUGGUGCGCAUCGACGAGUGCCUGCGCGAGUUCUGCGAGGGCGGAUGCUCGAAUCGCCUCGAGGCCUUCCAGACGCCAACCCUCGUCAACAGCAACAAGACGUCGCUCGUCGUCGUCACGACGACCGUCACCGCCGAGUGCGUCUGCCUCGCGACGGACUUCCGCUCGGUCGAGACGUGUAAUUCGGCGUCGGCGAUCGGCUGCCGUAAUGGCGGCACCUGCCACGACUCGCCCAAUGGCUACUACUGCACGUGUCCGCAGGGCUUCGACGGGCCGCAGUGCCAGCAGACGACACGCAGCUUCCACGGCGGCGGCUGGGCGUGGUUCGAGCCACUGAAGCAGUGCAACAAGAGCCGCGUCAGCUUCGAGUUCAUGACGGAGCAGGCCGACGCGCUGCUGCUCUACAAUGGUCCGAUGCGCGCGCGCGACGGCAGCGAGCGAGACUUCAUCGUAGUCGAACUCGUCAACGGAAAGCCGCGCGUCACCAUCGACUUUGGCUCGGGCCCGCUGACGCUGUACGUCGGCAAGGCUGAGAAUCUGGGAGACGAGGAGUGGCAUCGGCUCGAUGUCGUGCUCGAGGACAAGAAGGUGACGUUUGUCGUCGACCGCUGCCGCAUGAUCAAGAUGACGGAGAGUGGCAACUACGACCAGUCGUCGUGCAUGGCGACGGGCAUGAUGCCGGGCCGCAACAAGUUCCUCAACGUGAACACGCCGCUGCAGCUCGGCGGCAUCUCGAACACCGACGUCGGCCAGCCGAAGAUGAAGUUCGAGAAGAGCUUCACGGGAUGCAUCAAGAACGUCGUGCAGGACGGCCGGAUGUACGACAUCGGUAACCCUGGAAGUUCGCAGAGUAGCUCACCAGGGUGCGCGAGGACAGACGGGGUGUGUGGCAUCAAUAAGGUGACACCGCGCUGUCUGCACGGCACCUGCCUCGGAUCAGUGCACAGCGCUCAUUGCAGAUGUGAACCCGGUUACUACGGACGGAGCUGCGAAUUGGAGGCACAGCCGCGUUCGUUCGAGGAUAACAGCUUCGUGCAUCUGCAGCUGAAGAAGCUGCCGCUGAGUGAGCAGAAGAGUCGCAUAGAGCUGAUGUUCCGCACGAACAAGCCUGAUGGAACGCUGUUCCGCGCAACCGGCGCAGCGCGAUUCGACUACAUGUCACUCGAGAUCGAAGCUAAGAAGUUGCACUUCCGCUACAACCUGGGCAGUGUAACGCACGAGCUGACCCUGACUCACGUGAACGUGACCGACGGUCAGUGGCACGCAGCUCUGGUCGAACGCUACGGCUCUGACGUCUUCAUGUCCCUGGACGGUGGUGGCGGCAGGCGACAGAACGAGACGCUCGGAUUGCGAGAGCACCAUCGCCUCAUCGAGGUGGACCAGCAGGAGAUCUACAUCGGCGCCGCAGCCUCGAUCACGUCCGUCACCGUGCAGAGCGUGCGCGUCUACAACAUUCCGAGCCCGCAGAAAGACUUUGUCGGCUGCAUCAAGGACGUGCGCUACGAGGAGUACGCGCUCUCGCUGCACAUGGAGAACCAGUACAGCAAGAUCAUGCGCGAGGAGAACGUGAUCGACGGCUGCGCGGACGGCAACGAGUGCCUCGCCUUCCCCACGUGCUCGCUGCCGGCGCACGUCUGCAUCGACAUGUGGCGGCGCGCCGAGUGCCACUGCCCCGGCGGCUACCUGCAGGACGAGCGGGGCGACUGCCACGACAUCAACGAGUGCAUCAUCUCCGUGAGCAACAUGUGUCAGAACAGCGGCGUCUGUGUCAACCUGUCCGGCGACUACCACUGCAGAUGUAUAGAUGGUUGGGAAGGCAAGAACUGCAACUAUCGGCGGGAAGAGGUUGCCCUCGACCUCAGCAAGGGGGCGCUAGCUGCAAUACUUGUUUGCCUUCUGCUGCUGCUCAUAUUGGUGCUCGUGUUUGUGAUGUAUAACCGGAGGCGCACCAAGGAGAAAUAUCCAUAUGACAUAGAUCCAGAUGAUGACAUUAGGGAGAAUAUAAUCAAUUACCAGGAUGAGGGUGGCGGGGAGGAUGACCAGGAUGCGUAUGACAUCAGCAAACUGCGCAAGCCUGCUGAUUCAGACGCACCGGGCAGCAACCAAGCCAGCAAGCCCAACCACCACCGGCCGCCGACCACCGUACCUCCACUAGAGAGUGCACGGCCGGUGCGCAAGGCUCAUCCCCAGUAUCCGCCAGGAGAACAUCCUGACAUAGAAGAUUUCAUUAAAAAUCGCAAAGACGAAGCCGACGAUGAUCCCGGUGCGCCCCCUAGGGACGAUGUCCGGAACUACGCGUACGAGGGGUGUGGCAGCACCGCUGGCUCUCUAAGCUCACUAGCCAGCGGCACUGACGACGAAGACCUCGACUUCGACCGGCUGAACAACUGGGGACCACGCUUCAACAAGCUCGCCGAGAUGUAUGGAGGCGAGGAGGACUGAGUCAAUCGCCGCGCGCGCGCGCAUUGACGUUCCGACGCGCCGAGACUGACCGCCGGUCAGCGGAGAGAUCGGCUUCGUCGGCGACCGAGGUUCUCACAGAAGUGAACGAAUGUCCAAAACUGAAUGCUGGCGACGGAGGCACUCUCGGCGUGGACGGAGUGCGCCUCGGGACCGGGAUCGAGGUCCGUACAGCUGGCUGAGAGUCGUCGACCAGACGACAAGGACUGAUUGUCGCAGCAGCUACUACCCAGCUAGCGUGCUCCAUGUGUAAAAUACUCUCUGUUAAUAAUAAUCAGUAAGCAGCUUGUGAUGUGGCUACAGUGGCUCCCUCUAAGCAAGAGAACGUCUGGUGUGCUUCUAUAUGUUAUACAUAUAUACACAUAUUAUGUAAUAUAUAUACAUGUUAUAUAUAUGUAUGUAUAUAUAUAGUGAUAGGUUCAUUCUGCAGGGAGAAUGACUACAUAGCAGCCUCUUGUUUUCUGAAGGCUGUUGUUUAGAGUGGAGGCCAGGCUUUCUGUCGUGGACCUAAUUUGAACAAAUGUUUUGUAAAAACAAAAUCGGGAUCAACUUGUGAUGUGUCUACUUCGUGUCGCUCUAGGUGGGUCUCUUUCCGUUGUGUGGGCCAAUCUAUGGUAGGCAAAUGUCCGUUCACGUAGCUGACACUGUAAACCGUACAGCAGUAUGAACAAUAUUUGCAGGAUGUUUGAGUGCCACGGUAUCAUGAGAUGUUUGCCGAGAUAUCUAUUGCUGUAGUUUUGAGAAGUGAAUGUGUCCAUUGCUGUACAGUUGCAAAUCAUGAAAAAUUAUGAUGUUUUAUUGCUGAGUGAAUUAUAAGCUUUGAUAUUAUUGGUGUAAAGCAUUUAACAAGGGGACUCGAGACUUCUGACUGUUGCGUACAUGUUAAUGUUAUCUAAAUAUUGAAGCUGCAUAGAUGUAGUGAUAGGCGCUUCAGUUGUUCAGCAAUUGGGGUGUGUUUAUACUAAAAUAAUGUACAGAUGUAGAACACAUAAACCAUAUGUAAAAGAUGACGCACUGCUAGAAGGUGUUAAAACCAUGUGUGGUUCAACAGAAAAGAUGCAGAAUGGUGUAAGAUAAGUUUUGAUAUAUUUCCUCAUAUUAUGUAUCAUCACUUAUAUUCUGGUGAUGAUGAAUCCUGGAUUCACAGGUAUCCUGCAGGUAAUGCCACUGAUGGUUAUUGACAGGUUACCUACAGGUACCUGUCGUGGUUUUCUACAGAUAACCAGUACAUGACUAUCUAAUGGUAAAACAUUGGUAACUUGUAGGUAUACCUGUUGAUCAGUAACCAUGGAUCCCUCUCAGGUAGGCCUUCUAGUAGUUGAUGAUUAACCACAGGUAACACACAGGUAGACCUGUUGCUGGUUGAUUACAGGUAACACCCAGGUAGACCUGUUGCUAGUUGAUUACAGGUAACACCCAGGUAGACCUGGUGCUGGUUGAUUACAGGUAACACACAGGUAGACCUGUUGCUGGUUGAUUACAGGUAACACCCAGGUAGACCUGGUGCUAGUUGAUUACAGGUAACACCCAGGUAGACCUGGUGCUAGUUGACCACAGGUACCACCCAGAUACACUUGCUGACGGUUAACCGCUGGUAACAGUCAGACAUGCCUUUUUAUGGUUAACCACCGGUAACUUGCAGAUAGUCCCUGUUACUGACAAAACAUGUACAUCGAGUGGCAGAGCCUUGCGUUCUGGCCUCAUCUUUUAACAGUGAUUGUGUGUGGGCACGUGUGUGUGAUAGCUGUUUAGUUGUUGUAUCAUUGUACACGUUCGCAUUUUGUUUAUGAAACCAUGUACAAAAUUGUCUAGCAAUUUGUGUAAAACAGUGAUGCCAACAAAAUCGUCAAUCCUUUUUCGGUCCCCUGUACCACCGAUCAGCAUCUUACAGUAGCACUGAUUGCGCCCAUCUAGUGAAUAACACUGCCAUUCUAUGUGAGUAUCUUUGCAGUAAUAUCAAGAGCUAAUAAUACAUUAUUAGCUCUUGGUAACAUCCCUAACGGUGCCUAUGCUUGCCGCUGCACUGCCAAAGCCAUGUCUUUAUCUGUGUGUGUAUAUGAUUUGUGGCCGGAAACUGUCACUGGGUUGUGCUGCCAAGACGUUGUGUGAACAUCGUCAUGAGAUUAUAAUGGCAGAUAAUAGCAGGAUGAGAUAAUGGCGUUUCCAAGAAGCUCGGGAAUAUUACUUUAGGCCAGGGAUGAAGGUGUAGUCAGUGAUUUUGCGACGCAAGGAGGAGAUUAAACAAUAAAUUACGGAUGAUCAUUAAAAAUCUUAGCGGUGAUAAGAAAUGCUUCGGGAAAUGAUUUCUAUAUGACUAUAGGUAUCAAUGGAAAGGUUGUUAGCAAAAUGUGUUAUGAGAUGUGGAUAGUGAGUGAAAGUAUAAUGUAAAUGUUAUUCACAGUUUUGCAUGCCAUUGUCAACGGAUCAUGUAGGCCUACAUCUGUGUAGACAUUUAAAGCUGUGCACACAAAACAGCUUUAACGAACGUAUAUAGCAGUGUAGACAUUGAUAUAAACUUUUGAUAAAUGCGAAAGGCACCACGUCGUUUUACACAACAUAAUAUCUCCCUAGUGUUAGCUGCUACCUCGCUACUUGAGUAUGCGAAGACUUUUAUUUUAUUUUUUAUGUUGCAGCAAAGCGCAUUUAGUCAGAGAUAAAGGCCUAGUUUUUGAGCGGUAACAGUUCGCAAACAUGCGUGACAUGGACAGGUUUUUCUUGUGUUCCACAAUGUUGACUCGUCCCCUUUUCUUAUGUUCAUUCAGCGCGUUUUAGGUAAAGGCUGUUUUAUACACUGAUCACGAUAACGAUUUUUAAGUAAAUUGUUUAAAUGAUUUUAAUCGAUGAGAAUCACUCAAAUUAGUAGACGGCUGUAAUUAUGUAUUUAUUGUGAUAUACACAUAGCGUUGUAACCAUGGGGAACCUUGCAUUUCUGUUUUUAAGUAAGACACACUAAAUGAAGGAAGAGGUGUAGCAGCAAGAAAACUUGCUGACUUGGUUCCAAAUUUUAAUGUGAAACUAGAAUCUCAUUAUAUUGCAUUUGUGACAUUUCCUGAGAACUCUUCUGUUGUUAGGCUAUAAGCUAGAAGCGACGAGGUCGAACACAAGCACAGGAAUAAGUCUCUGUAGAAAGCAGUAUUCAUUAUCACUACAAGUAGGUACUCUUAGGAAAUUCAUGAUUGCAGGGAAUACCCUGUGUCAGGGAACCCAUCAGUGUCGCGUCAUUGUACGGUUGCUUCAGUAUAGAUUUCAAUGUCAGAUUUGCAUGCCAAGAGGACCUAGUGAAGGCGUAAGGUUGUACCCUCGGUAGUAUGGCCAUCGUCAAUCAUUCCAGCAACGAGGAUGUCGUAGGCCAACUAUUGGCAUACCUUCAGACUCUGUACGAAGCUAUUUCCCAUUGCAUAAUUGUUUUAAGAUGUGAAAGCUUAGCAGAGUAACCGUAUGUGGUUGUGAUCCUCCCUCCCCCUCACGAACAAUUAGUUGUAAUGAGUAGACCCCCGUGUUAGUAAUGUGUACAUUUUUUAUUUUAGUGCAUAUUUUUCUUUUUUUUAUACAUGGUGUAUUACAUUUCUUCAUGGUCAUUAUGUGACUGUAAUAUUUGUUCUUACAGAAAAUAAAGAACGUCGUUCUUCAUA